Sycon ciliatum is the source of this 3471-nucleotide messenger RNA. RefSeq lists its product as uncharacterized. NCBI's taxonomy places the organism in Eukaryota, Metazoa, Porifera, Calcarea, Leucosolenida, Sycettidae. The record is from RefSeq and is a predicted model, not a curated record. The coding region runs from base 451 to 2709 and encodes 752 amino acids. Gene Ontology annotation, molecular function: receptor tyrosine kinase binding; signaling adaptor activity. Gene Ontology annotation, biological process: signal transduction; cell migration. The transcript has 9 exons.
CUCCUUAGUACACACGGUCUGAAUCAACGUGAAGUGCAUGCAGCGUUCCGCGGUGACACCGUGCGUGUGACUGCCCUGCUGGGUUCGAAGAGCGUAGGCAGUCUGUGUAUCCUUCCAACUCUUCGUGUCCAUGCUCUCACUUUCAUCAGCCAUCGCCUGAAUGAACGCCUGCCAGACGCACAAUGAUAAUAAUAUGAAAGAUGGAGUUAGUUUAGCAGAAGACUUGUAGCUGGUUGGCACGUGCAAGCGUUGACUGCAGCACCACCCAGCCUUUACUCUCUAGACCGCUGUUGAAAAGCCUUGCUCUGAGCUGGCCACUGGCCAUUAUUCGGCAGAGCGUGGCCCUUGUGGCAAGCAGCUGCUAUCCUGUACGCUGGCCUGCCUUUCCUGUUGGUGAUGGUUUUCCGCUGCACAAGAGGCGCAGCUUCCUUCCCUGCUGUCAACUGAAGCAUGGCUAUCGAAUCGAUGUCCUCCACCUCUGCUGCGCAUGGAGUUCUCUCCGAUAGUGGUAGUGCUAGAUCUAAGGUAUCGAGUGGAGCUGGCAGUGGGAAUAGGGUUCUGGCCGAGCGAAAGCAUCCAGCGCUCUCGUCUUCUCGGUCCGUUGGCAGAGCGACAGCAACGGCUGCGGCGAGUAGUAGCAACAGCUCCAGCAGCGCAGCAUCACCAGCACAAAAGCCGAUCAGCAUACGUCGCUCGCACAGUAGUGUUACUUGCACAUCAGUGACAGCAACGCACUGGCAGACCAUAGCCGAGGACUCGGAUUGCAAUCCGCCGCCGCUGCCGCCCAGACCGCAGCCCGCGACGCCCACGUCCUCGCUGAGUCUUAAACUGUGUGUGAAGCGUAGCGGCCAGCGACUGAAGAGGGCUAUAAGCGUCUGCAAAAGUCUCCCGCCAGCACCACCAGUCUCGAGCCCUGUGAUACAUUCCGUGGCUGCAAGGAGCUUGAGAAGUCGUCGGAAUAGCCUUCCGUCAGCGGUGUUGCACUCAGCGGCCGCAGAUCCGGCAUCGGCUAGUGGCUUGAGUCGCAAACACAGUGAUGCCGCUCUGAGCACACGUCAAACGCAUCCGUUUGGACGACGAGCAUUACCCAGAGAACCCGGCGCAGAAGCCCCGGCCAGCACUGCUGUUUGCCAGCUGGAGAACACAAGACCGGCAGCAGCAGCAGUUGAGCCGGUACGCAUACCUGCUGCGCAAAUACGAUCAAACAGAGUGCGGCGGCACACAGUGAACCGCAGUUCCCCGCGACCCAUCUCUCAGUCGAGCACGUCCGAAUCAGACUCGGCCUCCUCACCACGCAUCAUCAUGUCUGCACCACCGAUAGCCCCACGGCCUGCACACACUCUCACGGAAAAGUCAUCGAGUGGUAGCAGUGGCUACAGCAGCCGUGGCCAAUCUCCAGCACAUCGUCAGUCCUCCGCACCAAUCAUUGACCUCACACCAGACACUCCGCAGCGGCGUCGUUUCAAAGAGUCCAUCUCCCUACCGAUUGGCCAGUCGUCCUCCUCCGACCAGGUGUGCGAGUCACCCACGGCGACGUCGGUGCCUCGAAGCGGUCGCCGCGGUAGCCAGGAUAGCGGCAUCUUGCCGGCGGCUGCUGAUCAGAGUCCUACCGGCGGGGCCAGUGCGCACGGUCCUAAAGGAGUCAAGGCGGGCUUGAGACGCAUGGUGGGCUCGUUGAAGCGCGGCGGGACAACACCCAAGAAGAAGCUGCCUGCGGACGCAUGCCUGAGCCCGCCGACGCCGGACAUGACUGUCAACUGUGGCUGGCCAACGCUGAGCCCAGCGCAGCUACAGGCCAGCGACGAAGCCUUGCUGCGCGCGCAUCGCUCCCAUCUGCCGCUCCAGCGCUGCUCUGCGUCCGGUUCCUCUGUUCACUCCAUGAUGCAUCAGCACCAGCACGAUCGAGCAGCGGCAGCACUGGGCGCAUCGGGCCGUCGUGAUCUACAGCUGAUAGGCCGAGCCCAUUCCUUGCCAGCACACCCAGUGCACGCGCCAGCACACCACCACAGCCAGGCCAAUCGACAACUGUCUAGUGGCCAACUAGAGCACACCAACACCGUGCUUGCCCGUAAAGGGUCCGACUACAAUUCGAGGUACAGGCCUUUCGAUUGGUUCUUCGGUCGUAUGUCACGUGAGAGAGCCCACCGACUACUCAGUGAACAUGGUGCUGUGGGCAACUUUCUACUUCGAGAGCGUGACACGUGUCCCGGGGAAUACGCCAUUUCCGUCAAAGUGCCGCAGACAGUGCUUCACUUUCGUGUGUACAAUGACGAGCACGGCUAUGUGUGUAACAAGGACGCUGGGCCAUGCCCAACGCUCAUCGACCUUGUUCGCUACCACACCACCAUACCGUUGACAGGCAACGGCAGUGGAUCGGACGACGUCUUCUAUUUGGGGCACCCACUGAACAGGGCCUUGAUUCCGGUAUCGGAGGGCUUACCCAGCGUAACCAGUAGCUCGUCGUCCCUCGUCGGAAGCAGCGCAAUCAGCCGCCAGAACUCCAGCGAGCUUCAGGAUAUCAACGAAGAGCUGUACCUGGAGCCGCUGCAGUGUUCAGCGACGCCGAGCGACUCUGAGGUGUCCAAAGCCGACGAGACCGAAGAGGACGCCGAAGGAGAGGACGAUGACACAACCGUAACGCAGCAAAUGAAUGGAAUCUACAUCGAUGAGAACAAAGACAUCAUCACAGAAUCGGAAAGCUCAGCUUGACAGCAAACACCAACCCCCAAGUGCUGAUCAGAUUCGUCUUACUCCAAGGACAAAUUACAUUUUUCUAGUUGUUGCUGGAAAAUGUACCCCGCGCUCCCCUCCCCUGUUGUUACUGACCCCAGAAGCUGAUGUAUGGUGACAUGCAUGCCUUGAGAAAACGUUUUGAGAUUUGCUCCAUACAUCCAAAUGAAAGUCAUACUCCUGCCGACAUAGGAUAUGUUCUAGUGGCAUUGACAGGCUAGUUCUUCCCCAUGUCAAGCAUGCUGUGUAACAAGCAGAAUGAGAAGGCAUUGCUUCUUUCUUCAUACUUUUGAUUCAGUUGAAAAUGUUGAUUGGAGGUGUCGCGAACAGAACAACGCGGACUUAUUAGUACUGCCCGGAAGAGCACAUUGGUGCUGGCUUUCCCGGCAAUUGUGGCUACGCUUAUGUCGUGAGAGCUAACUGGCAGCACCAGGGGAAAGUGUGCAGAAAAGCUAUACAGUAGCGUCGGGUGCCAAAGACCGAACAGGCUAGAAUGCAACCAAGCACAGAAUACUGGAAUUUCACAAAUUUUCGGUGUACUUUUAUUUUCGGUACUUUCGGUGCAUCUGUUCCAUACCUAAAUUAAAAAUUUCAAUACACCGAACAACACACUAACACACAUCAUCCAAUAGGGAACUGUCUCUCUGUACUUAAAUUUUCUGUUCACCUAACCUGGCCUUUUGCCCUCAUACCGAAAAUAUUGAGGACCUAAAAUUUCUGAAAUUAGAGUACCAAAGUAUA